This is a messenger RNA of Oppiella nova, 2286 nucleotides long. NCBI's taxonomy places the organism in Eukaryota, Metazoa, Arthropoda, Arachnida, Sarcoptiformes, Oppiidae. The record is from the annotation of a GenBank genome assembly.
AUGUGGGAACGAAUGGGAGCGCCCAAAGACAAGAUAGUUGUGGGACUGGCUACUUAUGGUCGUAGUUUCACUCUAACCAACCCUUCAAACAACGGUAUGAAUGCCCCGACAUCAGGAGGAGGAAAAGCUGGUGAAUUCAGUCGAGAGUCGGGAUUCUUAGCAUUUUAUGAAAUCUGCGAAAUGAUGAAGAAUGGCGCCACUUAUAUAUGGGAUGACGAACAGAAAGUGCCAUAUCUUGUAGAUGGAGACCAAUGGGUUGGCUUCGAUGACGAGCGAUCCAUUCGAGAAUUUGGUGUAAAAAUGUGGGAACGAAUGGGAGCGCCCAAAGACAAGAUAGUUGUGGGACUGGCUACUUAUGGUCGUAGUUUCACUCUAACCAACCCUUCAAACAACGGUAUGAAUGCCCCGACAUCAGGAGGAGGAAAAGCUGGUGAAUUCAGUCGAGAGUCGGGAUUCUUAGCAUUUUAUGAAAUCUGCGAAAUGAUGAAGAAUGGCGCCACUUAUAUAUGGGAUGACGAACAGAAAGUGCCAUAUCUUGUAGAUGGAGACCAAUGGGUUGGCUUCGAUGACGAGCGAUCCAUUCGGGUUAAGACUAAAUGGCUGUUAGAGAAUGAUUACGCCGGCGCUAUGGUAUGGACUGUCGAUAUGGACGACUUCACCGGUAAGUGCUCCGGAAGGAAGUACCCGCUGAUUGAGGUUAUGGGCGAAGAACUCAUUGGACGACCAAAAUCCACGUCAAAUCUCGAGUCAAUUGUACAGAAGGCGUCGUCUAAUCCGUUAAUCAAAGUCUCGGUUCCCAACACUGAGUCCAAUAUAAUUCAUGAGAAACCAGAUCUGACGCCAACUACCAGUGAUUCCAUUAAAUCUAAUGCUUUGGCUAAUGAUGACGAGACAAAUGCCAGAAUAGUCUGCUAUUACACCAACUGGUCAAACAAGAGGCCGGGUAUUGGCAAGUUUGAGCCGGAACACUUGGACCCAACUCUUUGCACACAUAUUAUCUUCGCGUUUGCGAACCUCAACAGUGAAUUCAAGAUCAGUCCGAGUGAAGAGAGCGAUGAAACCCACGGCUCUCAAACAGGACUUUACGAUCGGGUGCUCGCAAUCAAAGCCAAGAACCCAAACCUCAAAGUAAUGAUAGCAGUGGGAGGUUGGAUGAUGGGUCCGACACCUUUCAAACAACUCACCGAAAAUACUUAUCGCCAAACUCUCUUCAUAUUCAAUGCAAUUGAGUUUUUGCGCAAAAAAGGGUUCGACGGACUGGACAUCUGUUGGGAGUUCCCGCGCGGGGCAGAAGACAAGGAGAAAUAUGUCUCUUUGAUUAAAGAAUUGAGAGAAGCCUUUGAUGGAGAAGCGAAGGGCUCGUCUAAAUCGCGACUAUUAUUGACAGCAGCAGUUCCCGCGAGCUUUGAGGCGGUCACCAGUGGUUUUAAUGUCCCAGAAGUCAAUAAAUAUUUAGAUUUUAUGAAUAUUAUGAGCUAUGACUUCCACGGGGACUGGGAGCAAACGGUUAAUCACAACUCACCAUUAUUUCCAUUGAACACAGCAUCUGGAUAUCAGAAAAAGUUAACCGUGGACUUCAGUGUAGCCGAAUGGGUCAACAAAGGCGCCUCCAAAGAAAAAUUAGUGGUUGGCCUCCCGACCUAUGGGCGCACCUUUACUCUAUCUAAUCCCAAUCACACUGAUAUCAAUGCUGCGGCUGUUAAAGGAGGUCAACCCGGGCAGUAUACUCGAGAGUCGGGAUUCUUGGCUUUCUUUGAAAUUUGUGAUCUCUUGAAAUUGGGGGCCACUUUGGUCUGGGAUAACGAACAAAUGGUUCCCUACGCUUAUACUGGCGAUCAAUGGGUCGGAUUUGAUGACCCGAGAAGUUUUAAAGUUAAAGUUCAAUGGCUAAAACAAGCGGGAUAUGGAGGCAUAAUGAUCUGGUCAAUAGACAUGGAUGACUUCAGUGGCUCAUGUAUGGGACAAAAGUUUCCAUUAAUACAUGCGGCCAAAGAGGAGCUCAAGGGCUACAAAGUGGCCAAUUUGGAGGCCCAGAGCAGUAAUAUUAAUACAGCUAUUGGACAGGCGUUGGAGAAAAAUAAAGAUGAAGUCAAAUGUGAGGAAUCUGAUGGACACAUAAGCUAUCAUAAGGACAAGACUGACUGCACGAUGUAUUAUAUGUGUGAAGGCACUCGAAGGCAUCACAUGCCGUGUCCGCAAAAUCUCGUAUUUAAUAUCAAUGAGAAUGUGUGCGAUUGGCCCGAGAAUGUGGAGGGCUGUGGUGUGGCCGCAACCACACCGUCAUAA